Molecule: messenger RNA, 729 nt
Organism: Paramecium pentaurelia
Lineage: Eukaryota; Ciliophora; Oligohymenophorea; Peniculida; Parameciidae
Source: the annotation of a GenBank genome assembly
AUGAAGUUUUCCAGAUCUACUUCAACUCAUCUAACCAACUUAUCAUUUAGAUCUAAUCCUCUAACUACUAUAUAAACACCUUAAAGCAAUUCCCGUUUAACUGAAGUCAAUUCCAAGAUCGAUGAUCUAUUAAAAAAAUCUUCAACUACUUUUACUAAACCAGAAAUUAAGCAUUAAUAACAAGAUAAAAAAUUAACUUAAACUCAUAGUUAUACACUAAUACUUGAAUAAAUUUAAAGAGAAAAAAAGCAACUACUAACUAUAUUAUUAUAAAAAGAUGGCAUUAUUAGAGAAUAAUAGAAUAAAAUUACACAAUUGGAUUUGUAAAAUAAAAGUUUAAUGAAAUAGCUAACUUAAUUUAAUAAUCUCUAACCUUAAAUGGAAAAAUUAGAAGAAUAAUGUCAAUUAAUAAUUAAAGAUAAUGAAUAACUGAAAUAUGAAAAGAAUCAAAUACAAACUUCACUUAAUUAUCUAAAAUGCUAAAAUUUAUAAAUUAUUAGUAAUGAAAUUCGAAAUUCACUAUAACAAUUACAUUCAUAAAUCAAAAAAUACUAUAUGACUAAUUACAAAGAUGAGUACUAUAAUAUGUAGUUAAGUAGAAUGUCAUUAAAAAUUAAUGAUUUAGAUUUCUAUACUAUAUUAAGAGAUUGUUUGGACAGUAUACUAUAUAUGAUUAAAAACACUGACAAUUCUAUAGAAAAUUUAAUAAUAAAAAAUGUUAAACCAUGA